AUGGUGCCCGUCAAUCGCCUUGGCCCGGCGCGGCACUCCCGUCGCUUCCACCACACAACCGCCUCCAAAUCAUCGCAGAGACCUUUCCUCGACAAGACCCUCCCGGCACCACCUGCUGCGCCGGCUUCUCAAUCCACAGCCUCGGAACCAACCUCGAGCUCAAUGACGACGGUCCUCAUCGGCGCUAAGCAGCAGCCCUUCAGCGUGAACAGGCAACUUCUCUGCGAGGCAUCGACCUUUUUUUCCGAGCGCCUCCUGGACGCCACCCAGCCGAAACCAAUUGCCCUCUGGCUCCCCGGCGAGUCGUCCGCCAUGUUCACCAUGUUCGUAAGCUGGGUUCACGACCCCGACUCGUUCCGCCGCCUCUUGGACCACUCCAUGGCCGCGGCUCACGACAAGAGCGAGCAGGCCGCGCAGGACAUCCACUGGGCCGUCAUCCGCUUACACCUCUUCGCCUCGCACCUGGACCUUCACAAGCUGCAGGACCAGGCCAUGGACGCUAUCCAGGACCUGUACCUCAGCUGCGACUGGGACGUGCCACCCAGCCUGAUCGUCUACCUCUACACCCAGUGCGAGUCACUGCCCGCCGUGCGCGUCCGAAGAUGGGCCGUGGCCAUGGUUGCCUUCUCGCAGGCAGUCGGCAGCAAUGUCGGGCGGCUCAAGUUCUAUCCCCAGGAUUCCGCCACCUCGGUCCCGGCGCGGUUCCAGGCACUUCUCGACUCGCUGCCCGACUUUGCGGCCGACUACGCCACACACGUCCGCAACAUGAAGGCCGCCGGGCUGGACGUCCGCUUCAAAAACCCGCAGCUGCGCAUCUCGGCCAACAAGCUGCGCAACGACGAGCGCAUGUUCGGCUUCCGUGAGUGCUCGUUCCACUCGCAUCGUGCCGCCGUCGGCGAGGGGCGCUGUCCGCACGGCCAAGCGACGGGCCACAGCAAGCACUCCGACAUGGGCCUGCGGCUACGGGACUCGUACACCGGUGUCCGGGAGCUCAUGCCGCAGCCGUUGUUUGCCAACAGCGAGCGAGAGGAACGGAGGUCACGGCAGGUGCAGUCUGUCUCGAGCGGGCUACGAGAACGGUAG
Molecule: messenger RNA, 1083 nt
Organism: Metarhizium album ARSEF 1941
Lineage: Eukaryota; Fungi; Ascomycota; Sordariomycetes; Hypocreales; Clavicipitaceae
Exons: 1
Coding region: 1-1083 (360 amino acids)
Source: RefSeq, a predicted model, not a curated record